Messenger RNA from Stomoxys calcitrans (stable fly), 1397 nucleotides. RefSeq names its product receptor expression-enhancing protein 5 (gene ReepB). The transcript is spliced from 4 exons. The record is from RefSeq and is a predicted model, not a curated record. Bases 510 to 1007 code for a protein of 165 amino acids. NCBI's taxonomy places the organism in Eukaryota, Metazoa, Arthropoda, Insecta, Diptera, Muscidae.
AUUACCUGUUGGGUCGUCGUCGUGCGUUUAGUGGCGGCAAUUAAAAGCAUUUGUGAAUUCUACUAACUACGAUAAAAAUCAUAGCCUCGCUUCAACGUUCAUAGUAGUCUACUAGUCAAUUGGUGAACAUUUAAAAUUGUUUCUUUGCAUAAAAUAGCUAGAAAAAAUUUUUGGAAAACCACUCACAACAAUUCGUGUUUUUUUUCUGUUGUGUUUUGUGUAGUUCACCAGAGUACACAUCAUUAUUGAUUACUCACGGAACGUAGGAGACCUAGUACACAUAUUUGUGUAUGUUCAAAUACAUAUAUAUUCACGUGUGUGUAUUUAGUUAAUGGAGAACGUGUGCUGUUCUUCAGUUAUAUCUUUGUACAUCUUUGCGCUGGUGAUGUAGCAUCGUUGCUCGUGCCAAGUCGUCUGUCCAACUAACCAACUUGUCCAUAAGUGAAGUGUGACGUAGAAUUUUAGUUGCUCAAUUUAUUUAUUGGAGAUUUGUAGAAAAACAAUUCCAAAUGUGGCUGUGGGAUUACAUAUUGAAAAGUAUAAGAGAACGUCAAGAAAAAGAACACCGUCAUAGCGUUGCUAUUGUUAAAGUCGGUCUGGGUGCUGCUGCUUUCUGUGCGCUAUAUUUGAUCUUUGGCUAUGGAGCCCAAUUGCUGUGCAACAUUAUUGGCGUAGUAUAUCCAGCUUACGUUUCCAUUCAUGCCAUUGAAUCGAGUACAAAAUUAGACGAUACAAAAUGGUUAACAUAUUGGGUGACUUAUGGCAUCAUGUCAAUUAUUGAGUACUUCUCUGUCAUCUUGACUUCCAUAAUUCCCUUCUACUGGUUGAUUAAGUGUGGUUUCCUGAUUUGGUGCAUGCUGCCAACUGAGCAAAAUGGUUCUUAUGUUAUCUACAAUCGUGUCGUGCGUCCAUAUUUCCUUAAACAUCAUCAAGCCGUUGACAAUGCGAUAGACAAAGCCAUCGGCCAAGCCAAAAAGAAUAUUGGAUCAGUUUUGAAAAACGAUUAAAUUAGAAAUAGAAUUACCAUCAAUCCUUGAUUCCCAACAUUGUUCCCUCAAUAAAACACACACAAACAAAUUAAUUACACCAGUAUAAAUGAGUAGUAUUAUUUUUAUAUACUACUUUUUGGUGAAGGUAUCUCAUGUUGUUUGCUGCAAAUCAUGUGUCAUCACGUAUGUGUCUUCAUAUUAACCUCAGAUUCAAAAUUAUUCGAUUCUUAAUUCUUAAAUUUAAUUAUAAUUACAUACUAUAUAUUUAAAAUAAAUGCACUCUUAAUUUUGAUAAUGUAAAAAAUACCAUUAGACAUACAUAUGUACUAUAUAAAAUGGAUAAAAAAGGAUAAAAAGGAAACAACAAAUAAAUGUUAAAACGUCUUGUUAAAAACAAAAUACACUUAA